CUGCCCUGCCCUACCUCGCCGGCGGCGGCGCGCAGAUCGCGGCCCCUCGCCCGCACCGAUUCGCCCCGCGGCGCCCACCUUCCCGUCCGUUCUGCUUGGGCGACGGCGAUUCCUGCAUCGCAUCGCCUCCUUCUUUAGCGGCUGCUUCGGCUACAGCGGCGGUUCCUGCGUCGCCCGCCUCCUCCAGCGGCUGCUUGGCGGCGUCUCCAGCUCUGGGGAAGAAGCAAGCGGCUAGCGGCUCUCUCCCGGCGCCCAUGGUGGACAUCAGCGAGUGCUCGCCGGUGCCCGAGUCCGUGCCGGCGCACCCGGACCCCGCGUCCGUUUCUCCGGACGCCUGGCGGCGCUUCGAGACCGCCGCGCUCGCCGUGGUGAACAAGAUCCAGCCCACCGCCGCCUCCGAACACCUCCGCGCCGCCGUCGUCGACUACGUCCAGCGCCUCUUCUGGUUCCAAGCCCGGUAUCAGGUCUUUCCAUUUGGAUCUGUUCCAUUGAAAACAUAUCUUCCAGAUGGAGAUAUUGACCUGACAUUAUUUGGCCCUGCUAUUUCUGAUGAGAAUCUAGCAAAUGAAGUAUGCACUAUUCUAAAAUCGGAAGAGCGAAGGAAAGAUUCUGAAUUUGAGGUUAAAGAUGUCCAGUAUGUCCCUGCUGAGGUCAAGCUGGUUAAAUGUUUGGUACAAAACAUUGUUGUAGACAUCUCAGUUAAUCAGAUUGGUGGGCUGUGCACACUAUGUUUUCUUGAGAAGGUUGAUCAACACUUUGGAAAAGAUCACCUAUUUAAGAAAAGCAUAAUUCUUAUAAAAGACUGGUGUUACUAUGAAAGCCGGAUUCUUGGUGCUCACCACGGCCUAAUUUCCACGUAUGCCUUGGAGACUCUAGUUCUAUACAUUUUCCAUAUCUUCCACAAGUCUUUGGAUGGUCCAUUGGCUGUUCUCUAUAGGUUUCUAGACUAUUAUAGUAAAUUUGAUUGGGAUAAUAAGGGGAUCAGCUUAUUUGGACCUGUUUCCUUAUCUUCACUACCUGAGCUAGUUACUGACCCACCAGAUAUCCAAGAUGAUGAUUUUCUUCAACGGGAGGAAUUUCUAAAAGAAUGCAUAGAAUCUUUUAGUGUUCUCCCUAGAAACUCUGAGACGAAUCCUAGACUAUUCUCACGGAGAUUUUUAAAUAUUGUUGAUCCACUAAAGCAGAGUAAUAAUCUUGGACGCAGUGUCAGUAAAGGAAACUUUUACCGGAUACGCAGCGCAUUUGAUUUUGGUGCUCGUAAGCUUGGCAAGAUUCUUCAAGUGCCUUCUUGUCUCACUGUUGGUGAAGUCAAUCAGUUUUUCAGGAACACUCUAAAGAGAAACCGUACUGGUUUAAGGCCAGAUGUUUUGGUUGUCUCUUCUGACCUUGUUACAAAUGAUCCUGUAUCAUCAGACUUAGAUGUGGAAAGAGUCAACAAUGUUGCGCCUAACAAUUCCUGUGAUGUUCUGUCUAAUCAGCUCAGUAACAUCAACAUUUCAGAUUCCAAUAAUCAUGGCUCAAUAAAGCAAAAAGAAUGUAACUCUAUGGCUGAUCACAAGGAGACAAAAUCUGUUUCUUUGGGUUUGCUAGAUAGUGAUGCCACAAAUCAUGCAACUACCGAUUCAUUAAGUAUAAGGGGUGGUGGCAACUUCUCUGAAGCUUCACCAGUACCUAGUGAAACCAGUACCUUGCAAUCAGAAACAGGCAAGAAAGUUGAUGUUAGAAAUGACACAACCCCAUCAUACUAUGGGGUUUCAGCAAAGCAGUUUACAGGCAGAUCUCACCACUAUAUUGAAGAUACUAAGCAUAAUGCUUACCCCUAUUCUACUGGUUUAGUUGAUGGUCUGGGCACAUCUAAUUCAGUUUUAACAUCGGAUACACAACCUGGAGGUAACAACAAUGACACAGUGCCAAAUCUCACUGGAGAUUUCGAUACAAAUUUGCAUAAUCUUCUGUAUGCACGGGGGUUCCAUCAGGACAAUCCUAUGACUCAAUUAUACUAUCCAAUGCCCAUGCCACCACCCCUGCAAUAUCAGAACAUGCACCCAUCAAAUGGCCAUGGCAGAAAAAAUCCGUAUGGAUAUGCUGGUAGGAAUGGGGUUGUCCCUGGUCAUGUUUAUCCACCUAGCUAUUUUGUGUAUAGGCCAUUGUAUCAAGCAGAUGAUCAUAUGACUUUGAGGACUCGUGGAACAGGCACCUACUUUCCUGACCCAAAUUUGCGCAAGGACCGACCACCUACUGGACGUGGGGAGAGAGGAAGGAAUCAUUCCCAUCAGAAUAAUUAUCAUAAGUUUCACCACCACACCCGACCGGAUAUGCCUGUAGAUAUGAUACCUUUGGAGGAAUUGCGGCAUGAGCUGCCACUGCAGACAUAUGCUCCUAAUGCAAAUGGUCAUGGAAUCCCAUCUCCAAUGAAUAUACCAAUAUCAUCCCCAUCUUCCCAGUCUCCAAGGGAUCCUUUGAAUGUACCAAUGCAUUCCCCAUCUUCCCAUGUCCGAAAGGAUAAUUUUCAUGGCAAUGGUUUUAUGCUCCCGCAAGACAGUAAACUUGAGUUUGGGACCUUGGGGGCAUUGCCUUCGGAAGUUGCCUCUAAAGACCAUGCCAACAGAUCAGGUUCUGUCUCCAACAAUCAAGCUUCUGGGCCUGUGAGCCCCAUGUCUGUGGCCAAAAAUACUGGAAUGGGUUCCAAUGGAAUGAGGAAUGUUCAGCCAUACCGUCUCAAGGACAGUGGUGACUUCCCGCCACUGUCCAGUUGAUGUCGAUUCCGUGUGUAUGAGAGGCAGCAGGAUAAUGAUGAGUGGUGUGCUUCCGACACGAAUGGGACAUCGUGUAAUGGCGCCGAGUUCUUUGGCAGAAGCAUACGCCAUGAUGUACAUCCUGUUUUUUUUUUCCUUCCCUUUUCUCUAGUUGCCAUUAAGCACCACCACUGCAACGCAGCCUGUGCUUUCUUGCGACAAGAGAGAAGGCAGAAGUAAAAAGAGAUGAAAAACGAGAGAAGGAAAAAUGUAAGGGAAAAAAAUGAAAGCAAAAGGGUGGAGAUACUUUUAGGGGUAUAGUCCCGUUGUUUCAGUUCUACAGCUCAAGAGGAACAGAUGGUGCUGGUGAAAGAUAGAUCUAGCUAGCUAGCUAGUUUUGUUGUUUUGAUUGACCUCAGGGUGAUUGGAGAACUGGAUUUUGUCGUCCAUGUCCACGUGUAACGAGGAUAGAGUUGUAGCUCCCUGUUUGCAUUUAGAGGGGGGGAGGCCUUGGUGUUGAAAGGCCCCAAAGUUUGAAGCUACUUUAGCUGCUUGAAAAUGGAUUAGGUACACAGAAUGUGUU
Zea mays is the source of this 3318-nucleotide messenger RNA. RefSeq lists its product as uncharacterized. The transcript is spliced from 9 exons. The coding region runs from base 255 to 2756 and encodes 833 amino acids. The record is from RefSeq and is marked provisional. Lineage: Eukaryota; Viridiplantae; Streptophyta; Magnoliopsida; Poales; Poaceae.